AUGAAUGCAAAUCUCCCUGAACGAUUUCGAGGCGGUGGUGCCAGACGCAACUAUCAUGCUGCAGCAACAACCAAUUCCAGCGCGGGGUUUGACAUGACCUUGAAUCUCGACAUUCGUGAAUAUUCCAACAAACAGGAGAGCAUCAAGGCCACCUCAGAUCAAGACGACUGGUUGUCGAUGCCCGAGUUUCCCACCGCGGAGGAACUUCUUGGUGAUGGGCCCCAGCUACUCGCAAACAAAAUCAAACGCCCCUACAAGAGCAAAGAAAAGUAUCUGAAGAUACAUUAUGACUUGCAGCGAGAAGACGCGAUUGGCAGCCUAAGAGAUGCUCUACAAGAGUUCCGCAGUGACCCGACGAUGAAUGAUACGCAUGAUUUCUCCAUAUACGAUCAGGUCUACAUCGUCGGCUUCACCUUUCCACGGCGAAGCCUGGCCGCACGUGUUCGAUUCUCAACCCGACGUGCAGGUAAACGUAUAAGUUGGUCCACGAGCAAGAGAUUGGUUUCGGGUUCGAUUGUUGUUUUGAUGCGCGCAAAGGACAAGCGCGUUGAUCUGUCUCGGCUUAUUGUAGCAGUUGUGGCGGCAAGACCUCUUUCUGGUGUUGAACUCGACACCCCCGAAAUCGAUCUGACCUUCACUGACACUGAGGCUGUACAAAUUGACCCCCAAGAAGAAUUCAUCAUGCUAGAGUCGAAGCAGGGCUAUUACGAGGCUUAUCGACAUACUCUGAGGGCGCUGCAGAAGCUCAGUCAGGAGACAUUUCCUUUGGCCGACCACAUCUGCAAAUUGGACCCUUCCGUCCGACCACCUGCGUAUAUUGAACACAAUCCAGUCCUUGAUCUCAGUGCAGCUGCAAAGAUUGGCCAGAAGAAGGACUAUGAGAAGGUUAACGUCCUUCAAAAUUGGCCGGCUACUCCGAAAGACUCGCUCGAUGACACGCAAUGGGAGGCCCUUCGAGACUUAAUCACGAAGCGACUUGCUAUCAUUCAAGGUCCUCCUGGCACGGGAAAGACUUACGUGUCAAAAGUAGCGGUGGAAAUCUUGCUACGUAACCGAAAGAGCAAUGACCCCCCAAUCAUUAUUGCUGCACAGACAAAUCAUGCGUUGGAUCAGCUGCUCGGACACAUCUCCCUCUUCGAGCCUGAGUACGUCCGUCUUGGGGGUAGAAGCACAAGUCCAGAAGUCAAGCAACAUGCACUGUUUGAAGUUCGGCAGAAAGAUCGCAUCAAUUUGGUUCCUGGUGGUGUCUUGGGUCGCUCCAACGCCCUUCUCUCGAAGCAGUCCAAAUUGAUGUGUGAGAUUCUUGAACCAUUCACCAAACCUGGUUCGGAUCCUUACUCAACUGAACAAAAAUCUGGUCCCAAAGUCCUUCAGCAGCUGGGCGUUUUGACCGAAGCUCAAGUCAAGUCUUUGGAAGAUGGCGCUUCGCAGUGGGUCUCAGCAAGUGACAGUAUGGAUGGCCCGAUUCGACUGUGGCUUGAUAGAGCGCUCAUCCCUUUCGAGGUCAAGUACGCCAAGGAAGACUAUGGCUUUCAGGAGGUCGAAGACGAAGAUCUCGAAUUCGAACAGUUAAGAGAGAAUGAAGAUUCGCAUGGUGUCAACGACGAAGAGGACAUAGAGCUUCUCAAAGGUCCUUGGGUCGGAAUUUCUGAGAGAUUCACCGUCCGGCCUGCCUCAUCGAGCGAUAUCGCCAAAGCCACCAGACUGUUAGAUUCGGUCUCGGACCUAUGGCAAGUCCCAGACCACUUACGUGCGGCCAUGUUUUCAGUCAUUCAGACGAGGGCCAAAUCCUCAAUGGCCAGACAGUUCCGUGAAUGCGCAGCAAUGUAUGAGAAGUUGAUUCGCGACAAUCAAGUUGGAAAAUGGGAGCAAGAUUCCAUCUAUCUCAAACGAGCACCCAUAAUUGGCAUGACCACAACUGGCUUCAGCAAAUAUCGUGGCCUCAUUUCGUCGCUCAAGCCCAAGAUCAUUCUCAUCGAAGAAGCGGCAGAAGUCCUCGAGGCACCUGUCACCGUGGCUUGCAUUGAGUCACUAGAGCAUUUGAUCCUAGUCGGUGACCACCAACAGCUCCAAGGACACUGCAGUCUCCAAGAUUUGGAAAACGACCCAUUCUAUCUGAACGUAUCGCUGUUCGAGCGGCUUGUGAGCAACAAUAUGCCCUACAAGACUCUUCUCCAGCAACGAAGAAUGGAACCCGAGUUUCGACGCCUCAUCCAGGACCUCUAUCCUAAGCUAAGUGACCACCCCAGUGUACUCAAUCGGAGCGUGGAACCCUGGGGCAUGGGUCCGCUCAAAUCAUUCUUCUUUGACCACAGAUGGUCUGAGUAUAAAGACGAUUCACUCUCGACCUACAACGAAGAAGAAGCAAAAUUCAUCGCUGGAUUCUAUCGCCACUUGAAUAAGAACGGCGUUCAACCACACCAGAUCACGGUGCUAACCUUUUACAACGGACAACGAAAGAAACUGCUCAAAGAGCUGCGAUUGUUAGCAGACAUCACAGCAGGGUACCUUCAGGUCAAGACGGUGGAUAGUUAUCAAGGAGAGGAGAACGACAUUGUCAUCCUGUCACUUACUCGGAGCAACGAAGAAGGCAAGAUUGGCUUCCUCGCCAACAUCAAUCGUGUCUGUGUGGCCCUGUCCCGGGCUAGGCUGGGCUUUUAUAUGUUUGGGAACUCUCACUCGUUGAUGGCCGGUUGCGAUCUAUGGUACAAUGUCAUCAAGCGAAUGAGUAUAGCCAAGCGAAUGGGCCAGGUCCUACCAGUACAGUGCAAGACUCACCAAGAGACCCUCUGCAUCCAGUAUCCCCAAGAAUGGGCCAAGACAGAUGGUGGCUGCUUCAAAGUCUGUUCGGAGAAACUUGCCUGUGGUCAUUCUUGUCCAUUGCGAUGCCAUCCUUUUUCCCACAACAAAUUCCAAUGUCCCGAGCCGUGCACGAAGACUUUACCGUGUGGUCAUGGGUGCGAACAUAACUGUUCCGAGCCAUGUUAUUGUUGUUGCGCCGAGUUCGCAAAGUAUCAAGCCUUGAGAUCUCAAGAGAUCUGGACCGAGCUCGACGCGGAGGGUAUCAAGAAAGGGGUGCAGGAGGUCCGAAUGUUUAAAGAAGCAAAUGGUCAGAGUAUUCCCUCUCAUGGCAGCAACAUUCACUCACAGCCGCAGAUUCCUAAACCGCGCAAUACUGGACCUUCAUACCGCGAUGCAGUUGUUGCGCCUGAAGAUGAGGCCCCGCUUCGCACGUCACCCGAAAAGCCAAAGCCUGGUUCCAAGCAGAAUGGCAAUGUGAACCCGACAGCGAUGCGCACCGUCGAGACGCGUCAACUAUCCCCAGAAAAGCAGCAGAACCGAAAGGAACGAUGGACCAAGUUUGCCAAGGGUGGUGUAGAAACGGAUGAUCAGCGAUUGGUCGAUCUGUCCGAGUCACAAUCUAGACGAGAAGCACGAUUAAAUGAUGAGCAAGAUGAUGGGCUAGAGCAAGCCAGUACGCUACUGCCUUAUCCAAAUACACGCACAGCAGCUAUUGCACAAGAGACCAUUAAGACUCUUCCAGGUGGUCGGAAUAGAUUCUUGCAUGAUUUUCAACCAGAGGCUGUACGAGGUCGAGGCGCGUCGAAUCGGUUGAGGUUGAUGAACGGAGGUCAACAUGGCGACACUGACAGCGCACAAGCGAGCAAGAACGCAAGCCAAGCCAUGUUGCUAGAGGGUGGAACAACAGAUUGGAAUGGUCUACCACCAGUGUCGAAUUGUGACAGUGUCAAAAUUGGCAAGGCAAGUGGUACAUUGAUUGAUCUCCAGGACCUUGAUUCCUACUAUCGUGAUUGA
Exophiala spinifera is the source of this 3816-nucleotide messenger RNA. RefSeq lists its product as uncharacterized. Bases 1 to 3816 code for a protein of 1271 amino acids. The record is from RefSeq and is a predicted model, not a curated record. Gene Ontology annotation, cellular component: nuclear RNA-directed RNA polymerase complex. The transcript is spliced from 3 exons. Gene Ontology annotation, molecular function: helicase activity. Gene Ontology annotation, biological process: regulatory ncRNA-mediated heterochromatin formation. Lineage: Eukaryota; Fungi; Ascomycota; Eurotiomycetes; Chaetothyriales; Herpotrichiellaceae.